Molecule: messenger RNA, 1614 nt
Organism: Salvia splendens (bonfire salvia)
Lineage: Eukaryota; Viridiplantae; Streptophyta; Magnoliopsida; Lamiales; Lamiaceae
Product: probable lipid-A-disaccharide synthase, mitochondrial
Exons: 8
Coding region: 83-1471 (462 amino acids)
Biological process (GO): lipid A biosynthetic process
Molecular function (GO): lipid-A-disaccharide synthase activity; phospholipid binding
Source: RefSeq, a predicted model, not a curated record
UGCGAGGUUUUGUUGUCCUUGACUGGUUGCUGUUUGUGAAGGUUUUUUUUACCUCCUUUUCUUUUUGUGAAGCAGAGAAGCUAUGUUUCUGAAAACUGCGACGAAUGCGAAGAUUGGAUUGAAGUUUUUAUGCGUAGGGAACAGGUCCCUGUCAGUUUUAGGCAGAGAAAGUGUGCGAGAUUUGGGUUCCAAAGAUGGGGAGCUGAGAGUUUUCAUCGUCGCUGGGGAGGUUUCUGGCGACAUUAUUGCGUCUCGUUUUAUGAAUUCUUUAAGAAAGCUUUCCCCUUUUCCCGUCCGUUUCACGGGCGUCGGAGGAUUGAUGAUGUCGCAGCAAGGGUUGGAUACCUUGUUUCCCAUGGAGGAUAUUGCUGUCAUGGGCAUUUGGGAAUUAUUGCCGCAUCUCACCAAGUUUAGGCUCAGGCUAAACCAGACGGUUGAAUCAGCGCUAACUUUUCAGCCACAUGUUGUGCUCACAGUUGACUCCAAGGGCUUUUCCUUCCGCUUUCUCAAGCAUUUGCGAGCUAGAUAUGGUCCACAAGGACUUGCUACUCCUCAACACUUUCACUAUGUAGCUCCGUCGUUUUGGGCGUGGAGAGGAGGUGAAUCGAGACUUAAAGGACUUGUGGGGUUUGUCGAUCAUUUGUUCUGUAUCCUUCCGUUUGAGGCACAAAUCUGUAGAUCAUAUGGACUCCCUGCUACAUUUGUUGGCCAUCCAGCACUAGAAGAUGUUUUCGACCUCAAGAAUAACAAAUGCAUGGACAGGGAGUGGAAGGUUCAAGGUGAUGCCGAGGAAUUUAGAAAGAAAUAUGGGGUGCCCUCAGGAUCAAAAAUCAUUUCUGUGCUGCCCGGAAGCCGAGUGCAAGAGGUCACCCGCAUGCUUCCAAUAUAUGCACGCACUCUGGAACUAAUCAAAGAUUUCUUCUCGGAGCUGACAGUAGUAAUCCAUGUGGCCCCUAAUAAGCAUGUGCAAGACUAUAUAAGUGACACUGUUCACAAGUGGCCUGUACCUGUUGUAUUGGUUCCGGGUGGAUCGACAUGCACGAAAUACAAUGCAUUCAGUGCAAGUCAAAUAGCACUAUGCACGUCUGGGACCGUGGCAGUGGAAAUGCAGCUUGCUCGUUUACCUUGUGUUGUUGCAUAUCGAGCAAAUAUCCUGACUGAACGGUUCAUACGAUAUAAAGCUAAAGUACCUUACAUCUCACUUCCAAAUAUUGUCCUAGAUUCACCUAUAAUCCCUGAAACUCUUUUUGAAGCGUGCACUCCUCCACAGUUAGCUCCAGUUCUCCUGGAGUUGAUGCACGAUGAGAGCCUUCGUCAACAACAGAUUACUGCUGCCAAUAAGUUUCUGAGCUUGCUGAAUCCUCAACAAAAAGUAGAUGCAGACUCGAUAUGUAAUCCGUCUUUUGAGUACACACCAAGUGUAGUGGCUGCAUCAGCAGUAUUAAGUUCUACGGUGGGCACUUCAGUUUAGAGAUUUUUCUGUCCGAAUAAUUUCCUACUGAGUUUCUUACAUGAUGUGAUUGUUUUGCUUACUAUGAAAAUUCUGGGGAAAAUAUUCACUUAACUUCUUGUCAGAUAUGGUAGAAAACAAUCUUCAAUAUUUUGCUCUUAAAA